Messenger RNA from Scleropages formosus (Asian bonytongue), 1365 nucleotides. Its product is annotated as zinc finger protein 385B-like. Lineage: Eukaryota; Metazoa; Chordata; Actinopteri; Osteoglossiformes; Osteoglossidae. Gene Ontology annotation, cellular component: nucleus. Gene Ontology annotation, molecular function: nucleic acid binding; zinc ion binding. The record is from RefSeq and is a predicted model, not a curated record. Bases 84 to 1304 code for a protein of 406 amino acids. The transcript is spliced from 8 exons.
UGCUUCACUGUUUUUCCUUGUCAUUCACUUGCUGUGCCCGAUUUCUCAGCUCAUUUCACAAAUGGUUUGAAGGAGCGUGUGCCAUGAAGGAGCUCACUGUUGGCAGUCCAGUCCGCAGCAACAGCGUUUUGCCUUCUGCGCAGAGCCCUCCACCCAUGAUGAAGCCCUUCCUGUCCUUUUCAGUGGACAACAGUUCCCCGGCUGAACUUUUUCCUUACUUCAACACAAUGGACCCUGUCCAGAAAGCUGUGAUCAGCCACACCUUCGGGGUCUCAAUCCCCAUGAAGAAGAAGCAAGUGAUCUCUUGUGGCAUCUGCCAGCUUCACUUCAACUCAGAAAGCCAAGCAGAAGCGCACUACAAGGGCAGCAAACAUGCCAAGAAGCUCAAACUCCAAGAGUCAGCCAAGAGCAAGGCAAGGAAUACCCCAACCAAAGAUAGUAUGGACACGGUGCUCUCUCCAGGCCCAGGCCCUGCUCCUGGUUCUGGCUCUGUCCUCACCAUGGCUGCUGUGAAUUCUUCUCACCAAGCAGAGUGGUCUACAGCCAAUUCAGCCAUAAAACCAACCACUCCUUCAGCAGGGAUGGCUCUUGUUGCCAUGGUGGCAGCACCCUGUCCACCUAAGUCCCCUUCUGAACCCACCACGGCCAGCUCCCCUAAAGAGAAGGCAAUACCUGAGACUGGCACCAGGGAGAGUGUCAACACUUUGGUCAUGGUCACGCCCUUGAACGCACCUGCGGCCACCUUUGUGUCUGAGGAGGAGAAGGCCAAGAAGCUGCUGUAUUGUUCACUCUGCAAGGUGGCUGUGAACUCACUCUUGCAGCUGGAGGCACACAACACAGGUUUGAAACACAAAAUGAUGCUGGAGGCUCGGAAUGGUGCUGGUCCCAUCAAGGCUUACCCAAGACUUGUUUCCAAAGUGAAGUUCCAGGCCACCGUGGUCAAGGGUUCAGGACUGCAGAACAAAACAUUCCACUGUGAGAUUUGUGAUGUCCAUGUCAAUUCUGAGAUCCAGCUCAAGCAGCACAUUUCUAGCAGGAGACACAAAGGCCAAGUUGCUGGGAAGCCACUGAAGCCCAAGUACAGCCCCUAUAGCAAGCAGCAGCGCAGCAGCUCGGCCACUUUGUCGCCCAGAGUUGCUUUCCAGAAGGAGCUGGUGAAUCCUAUGUCCUCUGCUUUUGUGUCAAACCAGUUUGGCCCAAUUCCGCUGCAACCACAGCCUGCUGACUUGCUCUUCCAGACCACCACCAUGCCUGCCCCAUUCCUGGAGCCCAGCCCAGGAUCCAUAGUGCUUGCACCAUACUGAGACCCCUUGCAAAGGCCCUAAUUACAGCUGCAGCAAGAUGACAGGUGAUGACGGGGAAGAG